AUAGCUUGAUGCGGGGGAGGGGAAGCGCUAGUACCCACUCCAGGGGAAAAGGGGAACAGAAGAAAACAGCGAGGAAAGAGUGAAGGAAACACUAUCAGGGAUACGAACACAUGGAAGAAGAAACGAAUGAGACUUUUCAUUCUGAUUUGAGCAAUUUUAUGACUGGAGCAAAGAUCCAUUCAUGUGCGUUCAUGGCUCUCUUCGAUUGUACUUUUUAGAGAACUCCGUUUAAUUGCGCAUAUCAGCGAGGUUUCGGCGAGCGACUAUGUCCCAUAGUCUUUUUAGGCGCAUAUCGAUGGAAAACGCGGACGUCGUCGUUUGGGAAUAACUGUGAGCAACAUUUAGAACAAGUAGGCCUAUGCUAUCAGUCGAUAUGGGAAGAACAGAGGCAGCGGGGUGGAAAUUCCUACGGGACUCUCUCCUACUUUGUCUUUUUACCGGUCACAGUGAGGCCCAGUGUGAUGGCUGUGUGGAGUACUGCUGUGAAGGUUCUCCCCCUUUCUGCUGCUCCUACUACGCCUUUAUGGGAGAUGUCCUCUCGGGCACGGCGAUCUCAGGCAUCGUGUUUGGUGUGGUGUUUCUGAUGGGAGCGCUGGCGGCCUUCUUCCUGUGUGUGUGCAUGUGUGUGAAGAACGGGCGAGGGGCCCAGGUGGACGUGUUCAACACCUCCUACAUCAACACUGUGUCCCAGGGCUACCCAGGACCCCCACCUCCCUACACCUAUGACUAUGAGAUGUACCCUUCGGCCACGCCCCCUCCCUACACCCCCACCCCACCUAGGACAGACAGCUACUCCCCUCCCCCUCCUUAUCCGGGCUGUAAUCGCAAAUGACUUGAAGACAAAAUGGAGAGUCCUGACCAGGCUACUUGCCUUUCUGAAGGAGCACAUCAUGGAUUAAGCUUGUGCAGUGUAUUAGCAGGGAAAGAUGAGACUGUACGCAUAUCCUUUCGAACCUCUGGGUCACUUAAAAUAACUGCAUGUGGACUGGACCACUUUGACUUUUUCUUGUGGGUGUGACUGGGUCAAUUAAACUGAUUGGUGUUUUGUGUGUGUGGGGGGGGUGAAAACCUCUGAAUCACUUAAAAUGACUGUGUGGACUGAUCCACUUUUGAACAUUUGAUGUGGGGGUGGGGGUCAAUCCAACUGAUCAGCUUGUCGGAGGUGAAAACCACUAGUAGUAUUUGACUCAUAUUCUAUGUCAAUGAAUAUGAGUGAGGGGACAAAGUACGUAACUUUAUUUGAAGAUGUGGAUCUUUGUUGUACCAUUUCUCUGGUAGAGAUGUCUGUUAGCUAGCUUUCCUUUAGGCCAGGUGCUCUUCCCCUAUCUUAUUUCAACAAGGCAAAGGAGAGAAAACUGUAGCCUAGUCCUAGAUGUUUGUGCUCUAUUGCCAAUUCCUUUAUGUGGCAAUGACCUGAGGACAUAGCGAGACAGCACAAACAAAUCUGGGACCAAUCAAGGAAAACUGUGUAAAACUAUGAAUUGUACCGUAGAAACAGGAUGGUAAACAUACGGCUCCUUGGUGAAGUUUCCCCUAGGUACAGAUCUAGUAUCAGCUUCCCCUUCUCCCAAUCCCAACCUUAACUAUUAGUGGAGAUACUACAAAACUGACCCAAGAUCUAACAUCUAAAUCAAACUUUAUUUGUCACAUGCGCUGAAUACAACCUUACUGUGAAAUGCUUACUUACUGGGCCGUACGCACUGCCCUCUGUAGCGCCUUACGGUCAGAUGCCGAGCAGCUGCCAACGCAGGCGUUGAUGCAACCGGUCAGGAUGCUCUUGGUGGUGCAGCUGUAUACAUUUUUGAGGAUCUGAGGACCAUUGCCAAAUCUUUUCAGUGUCCUGGGGGGGAAACGGUGUUGUCGUGCCCUCUUCACAACUGUCUUGGUGUGUUUGGACCAUGAUAAUUCGUUGGUGAUGUGGACACCAAGGAACUUGAAACUCUCGACCCGCUUCACUACAGCCCGUCGAUGUUAAUAGGGGCCUGUUCCACCCGCUUUUCCCUGUAGUCCACGAUCAGCUCCUUUCUUGCUGACAUUGAGGGAGAGGUUAUUGUCCUGGCACCGCCAGGUCUCCUAUAGGCUGUCUCAUCAUUGUCGGUAAUCAGGCAUACACUGUUGUGUCAUCAGCAAACUUAAUGAUGGUGUUGGAGUCGUGUUUGGCCACGCAGUCAUGGGUGAACAGGGAGUACAGGAGGGGAUUAAAUACACACCCCUGAGGGGCCCCAGUGUUGAGGAUCAGCGUGGCAGACGUGUUGUUGCCUACCCUUACUACCUGGGGGCGGCCCAUCAGGAAGUCCAGGAUCCAGUUGCAGAGGGAGGUGUUUAGUCCCAGGGUCCUUAGCUUAGUGAUGAGCUUUGUGGGCACUAUGGUAUUGAACGCUGAGCUGUAAUCAAUGAACAGCAUUCUCACAUAGGUGUUCCUUUUGUCCAGGUAGGAAAGGGCAGUGUGGACUGUGAUUGAGAUUGCGUCAUCUCUGAAUCUGUUGGGGCGGUAUGCGAAUUGGAGUGGGUCUAGGGUAUCCGGGAUGAUGCUGUUGAUGUGAGCCAUGACCAGCAUUUCAAGGCCACUUCAUGGCUACCGACAUGAAUGCUACAGGCGGCAAUCAUUUAGGCAGGUUACCUUCGUUUCUUUGGGCACAGGGAUUAUAGUGGUCUGCUUGAAACAUGUAGGUAUUACAGACUCGGUCAGAGAGAGGUUGAAAAUGUUAGUGAAGACACUUGCCAGUUGGUCCGCGCAUGCUUUGCGUACACGUCCUGGUAAUCUGUCUGGCCCCGGCGACUUUGUGAAUGUUGGCCUGUUUAAAGGUCUUUGCUCACAUUGGCUACCAAGAGCAUUAUCACACAGUUGUCCAGAACAGCUGGUUCUCUCAUGCAUGCUUCAGUGUUGCUUGCCUCAAAGCGAGCAUAAAAAGCAUUUAGCUCGUCUGGUAGGCUCGUGUCACUGGGCAGCUCGCGGCUAGGUUUCCCUUUGUAGUCCGUAAUAGGUUUCAAGCCCUGCCACAUCCGACGAGCAUCAGAGCCGGUGUAUGAUUCAAUCUUAAUCCUGUAUUGACACUUUGCCUGUUUGAUGGUUCGUCUGAGGGCGUAGCUGGAUUUCUUAUAAGCGUCCGGAUUAGUGUCCCACUCUUUGAAAGCGGCAGCUCGAGGCUUUAGCUCGAUGCGGAUGUUGCUUGUAAUUCAUGACUUCUGGUUGGGAUAUGUACGUACGGUCACAGUGGGGACGACGUCAUUGAUGCACUUAUUUAUGAAGCCGAUGACUGAGGUGGUAUACUCCUCAAUGCCAUUGGAUGAAUCCCAGAACAUAUUCCAGUCUGUAUUGAGCGGGUCAAUGGUACUUCCUGACUUAGUUUUUGCUUGUAAGCAGGAAUCAGGAGGAUAAAAUGGUCAGAUUUGUCAAAUGGAGGGCAAGGGAGAGCUUUGUAUGCUUCUCUGUGUGUGGCGUAAAAGUGGUCUAGAGGUUUUUUUCUCUCUUGUUGCACAUUUGACAUGCUGGUAGAAGUGAGGUAAAAACGGAUUUAAGUUUUCCUGCAUUAAAGUUUCCAGCCACUGGGCGCAUCGCUUCUAGAUAAGCAUGGUCUUGUUCACUUAUGGUCUUAUACAGCUCAUUGAGUGCAGUCUUAGUGCCAGCAUCGGUUUGUAGUGGUAAAUAGACAGCUACGAAUAAUAUAAUGGAGAACUCUCUUGGUAGAGUAGAGGUCGACCGAUUAUGAUGUUUUUAACACCGAUACCGAUUAUUGGAGGACCAAAAAAAAUCCGAUACCGAUUAAUCGGACGAUUUUUAUUUAUUUAUUUGUAAUAAUGAUAAUUACAACAAUACUGAAUGAACACUUAUUUUAACUUAAUAUAAUACAUCAAUAAAAUCAAUUUAGCCUCAAAUAAAUAAUGAAACAUGUUCAAUUUGGUUUAAAUAAUGCAAAAACAAAGUGUUGGAGAAGAAAGUAAAAGUGCAAUAUGUGCCAUGUAAAAAAGCUAAUGUUUAAGUUCCUUGCUCAGAACAUGAGAACAUAUGAAAACUGGUGGUUCCUAUUCCCAGGUAAGAAGUUUUAGGUUGUAGUUAUUAUAGGAAUUAUAGGACUAUUUCUCUCUAACAUUUGUAUUUCAAAUACCUUUGACUGGAUGUUCUUAUAGGCACUUUAGUAUUGCCAGUGUAACAGUAUAGAUUCCGUCCCUCUCCUCGCCCCUACCUGGGCUCGAACCAGGAACACAUCGACAACAGCCACCCUCGAAGCAUCGUUACCCAUCGCCCCACAAAAAGCCACGGCCCUUGCAGAGCAAGGGGAACAACUACUCCAAGUCUCAGAGCGAGUGACAUCACCGAUUGAAACGCUAUUAGCGCGCAUCCCGCUAACUAGCUAGCCAUUUCACAUCGGUUACACCAGCCUAAUCUCGGGAGUUGAUAGGCUUGAAGUCAUAAACAGCUCAAUGCUUGAAGCAUUGUGAAGAGCUGCUGGCAAAACGCACACAAGUGCUGUUUGAAUGAAUACCAUCGCUCAGUCAGACUAUCAAAUAUCAAAUCAUAGACUUAAUUAUAACAUAAUAACACACAGAAAUAGGAGCCUUUGGUCAUUAAUAUGGUCGAAUCCAGAAACUAUCAUUUCGAAAACAAAACGUUUAUUCUUUCAGUGAAAUAAGGAAUCGUUCUGUAUUUUAUCUAACGGGUGGCAUCCAUAAGUCUAAAUAUGCAGAUUUAAAAAUAUAUACUUCUGUGUACUGAUUUUAAGAAAGGCAUUGAUGUUUAUGGUUAGGUACAGUCGUGCAACGAUUGUGCUUUUUUCGCAAAUGCGCUUUUGUUAAAUCAUCCCCCGUUUGGCGGAGUUGGCUGUCUUUGUUAGGAAGAAAUAGUCUUCACACAGUUCGCAACGAGCCAGGCGUCCCAAACUGCUGCAUAUACCCUGACUCUGUUGCAAGAGAAGUGACACAAUUUUCCUCGUUAAAAGAAAUUCAUUUUAGCAGGCAAUAUUAACUAAAUAUGCAGGUUUAAAAAUAUAUACUUGUGUAUUGAUUUUAAGAAAGGCAUUGAUUUAUAUGGAGCAACGACAGUCCUUUUUCGCGAAUGCCCACCGCUUCGAUUAUAUGCAUCGCAGGACACACUAGAUAAACUAGUUAUAUCAUCAUCAUUCAAUCAUCAAGAUUGAAUCCCCGAGCUGACAAGAUAAAAAUCUGUCGUUCUGCCCCUGAACAAGGCAGUUAACCCACCGUUCCUAGGCUGUCAUUGAAAAGAAGAAUGUGUUCUUAACUGACUUGCCUAGUUAAAUAAAGUUGUAAAAAAUACAAACGGUGUCCAAAAAUACCAAUUUCCGAUUGUUAUGAAAACUUGAAAUCGGCCCUAAUUAAUCAGCCAUUCCGAUUAAUCGAUCGACCUCUAGUCUAGAGCUUAUCAUAAGGUACUCUACCUCAGGCAAGCAAUACCUCAAGACUUCUUAAUAUUAGACAUUGCGCACCAGCUGUUAUUGACACAUAGACACACACCCCCACCCCUCGUCUUACUAGACAUUGCUUCUCUGUCCUGCCGAUGCAUGGAAAAUCCCGCCAGCUCUAUAUUAUUCGUGUCCUCGUUCAUCAACAACUCAGAGAAACAUAAGAUAUUACAGUUUUUAAUGUCCCGUUGAUCAUAUAUCAUCCAUUUUGUUUUCCAAUGAUUGCACGUUGGCCAAUAGAACGGAUGGUAGUGGAGGUUUACUCACUCGCCUACGAAUUCUCAGAAGGCCCGACCACCGCCCCUUUUUUCUCUGUCUUUUCUUCACGCAAAUUACUAGGAUUUUGGCUUGGUUCUGAAAAGGCAGUAUAUCCUUCUUGUCGGACUCGUUAAAGAAAAAAUCUUUGUCCAGUUCGAGGUGAGUAAUCGCUGUUUUGAUGUCCAGAGUUAUUUUUGGUCAUGAGAGAUGGUAGCAGCAACAUUAUCAACAAAAUCUACAAGUUCAAAAAUAAGUUACAAACAACGUUAAAAAACGAACAUUUGGUUAGGAGCCCGUAAAGCGCCAGCCAUCCCCUCCGGCGCCAUUGUCCAGAUCAGCGUCUAGGGGCAACUUCACCCUACUCUGAGCAGGGCUGCCUAUAUUUGCACAGUGAAGACGGGUCUGGGCCUGCUCUCGGAGGACUGAGGAAUGAUGAAAUUAAUCCUAUGAUGGUGUUUCUCAACAAUCUUUCAGUGUUGUUUAUAUGUUGUCGAUAUGAACAUGUUCAGGAUGAAAGUUAAAUUAAAGUUUCCAAAUCAUAUUGUCUACUCUGCCUCAAUAAAUACCCAAGAAAACCUCUAAACUCAGUACACCAGUCAAUGGCCGUGUGUGUGCAUGCACGAGCACGUACCCACGUGUGUGGGAAUCGGUAAGUGUGAAUGAGUGUAUACCAUAUCAGUGAGUGUAUACCAGAGAGGAUGUAGAAGGGAGAGAGCACAACAACAAGUCCAGCCUAGACGUAAUUUGUGCUCCAGAUUCAAGUAAAAGUAAGCCUCUGCAUAAGGGCUAUUUGAGAUGGUCAUUCUGCUCACACAAAGGAGGAAGACAGCCAGCACUUCACUGCAGUGAAAUUGCUAAGCAAAUCAACCCUUUUAUUCAAUAAGGGGUCGUGCAAGGCAAUUUUCCCACUCCUUCAAAAUGGCUCAUAUUGAAGAUUAAUCCAAUUUGUAUUUCCGACGGAAAAAUAUUCUACCUCUGCCAUAUUAUUCAGCUCCGGGGUGAAGUUUCCCCCUAGGUACAGAUCUAGGAUCAGCUUUCCCUCCCCAAAUCCUAACCUUCGCCAUUAGUCUGGGGGGGGCAAAUUAUCCAAGAUCAGUGUCUGGGCCUAGGAGCAGCUUCACCCUACACAUAGUAUUCAUGCAGGCAGCUCGAUUGGUGCCUGAAAUCACAACAGGUAGGCUACUGCUGGUUAUUGAGGUCAUAAAUAGUGCACUAUAGGGUGUCAUUUGAGACACAAACCUAAGGUCAUCGGAGCUGGUAUUGCCCGUUGGUGGUUUUUGACAUGUGCUUCAUGUCAAAAAUGUGUCACAUGGCUAUGAAAUUGAAAGUAAGUUUGUGCACAUUUCUUUAAUCUUGAGGGCCAUUUCUAUAAUACUCAAAUUGAAAUGGAUUGUGAUUUAAAUUAAUUGUGCCUACUCAAAUUUGCACCAUGAGCUGUCCAUUUCUGAAUGGUUGUGCUGGGUCUGCUGUUUCAAGGUUCAGCACCACAAUGUAAGUUGUGAGGUCAACAACUCUAAUAAAUACAUAACAUGCAAGAAACAUAUUUUAUAAAUUAAAUUAUAGUGGUAGCAAUCUAUUAAAGCUAUUUCAUCUCCGUGCUCUCCUCAAACUAAACAGAACAUAGGCUAUUCCUCACAGAAGAGAGGUUUUUGGACUAGGCCUAAUCAUAAAUUAUUUUCGGAAGAAACCUUUGACUGUGAAGGUGCACUGGAGACCUGGUGCGUAGAGCCAGCAUCAGUUGUACUGGAACAAGUCAUCUCACGGUGAGUGCGAGGAGCUGGCACAGGAUGUACUGGGCUGUGGAGGCGCAC
This is a messenger RNA of Oncorhynchus nerka (sockeye salmon), 7486 nucleotides long. It is a transcript of the gene cyyr1, whose product is annotated as cysteine/tyrosine-rich 1. NCBI's taxonomy places the organism in Eukaryota, Metazoa, Chordata, Actinopteri, Salmoniformes, Salmonidae. The record is from RefSeq and is a predicted model, not a curated record.